Amaranthus tricolor (Joseph's coat) is the source of this 2399-nucleotide messenger RNA. RefSeq names its product DEK domain-containing chromatin-associated protein 1-like. Gene Ontology annotation, molecular function: histone binding; DNA binding. The transcript has 11 exons. Gene Ontology annotation, biological process: regulation of double-strand break repair; chromatin organization. The record is from RefSeq and is a predicted model, not a curated record. Lineage: Eukaryota; Viridiplantae; Streptophyta; Magnoliopsida; Caryophyllales; Amaranthaceae. Gene Ontology annotation, cellular component: nucleus. Bases 302 to 2122 code for a protein of 606 amino acids.
ACCCGUUAGGUCAGUACCCGCGAAGUGGAGUUCUACGAAACAUUUGAACCCGCAAAAUCAAAAAACACAGCCCGCCCUUCGCUAACAAAUUGAGUCCCAAAAAUCACAAUUCCUUCUCAAAUUUCCAAAAUAACUCUUUUCCUCAAUUUUCCUUCAUCAAACUUUUUUCGCACCGAAUCUAUUCUCCCUUCUUUUGCUGUCCGAUCAAUACUUCCAUUUCCAUUGUUUUUACGGUUUCCAUUUUCUGCUUCGCUAGGGUUUUUUCCUUUAAAAUUCAACUCCAGUUCUGCUAAAAUCAUCAAUGGCUACGGAAGAUGUAGACAAGCAACCGGAAAACGAGCUGGAAAGUGGAGGAGUGAAGGAACUUGAAGAGGAUGUUUUAGGUAAAGAGCAACAGGAACAAGUAGACGACGAGAAGCCGGAAAACGAGCUGGAAAGUGGAGGAGGGAAAGAACUUGAAGAGAAAGUUAAAGGCAAAGAACAGGAGGAUGAAGUAGACGACGAGAAGCCGGAAAACGAGUUGGAAAGUGGAGGAGGAAAAGAACUUGAAGAAGAAAUUAAAGGUGAAGAACAAAAGCAACAAGUAGACUGCAAGAAAGAUGUUGAGGUGAAAGAUGAUGCGAAGGAAGAGAAAAAGGGUAAAGAUGAUGUGAAGAAAGAGAAUAAGGAUAAAGAUGAUGUGAAGGAAAAGAUUGAGGAUAAAGAAGACGAAGAGGAAGAGAAGAAGGUUAAUAAUGGUAAGAGAGAUCGCAAAAAAGCUGAUGAAGAACUGGAAGUUCAAGAACAAGAAGAUCGUGAGGAAAAAAAGUUCUCGAAGAAGAUGAAGCCAACUCCUCCGUCUGGUCCCAAAGAAGCUACUACGCCCAUAGUUGAUAGGCCAACAAGAGAGCGAAAAUCUGUUGAUAGGUAUUUAAGUGCUCCUCUUAGUCGUUCUCCUGUUACACCAUUGUCUAUUGCUAAGGGCAGUGGAAGGCAUCUCAAGGAUAUUCCUAAUGUGGCUUAUAAGCUCUCAAAGAGGAAACCUGAUGACAAUCUGCAAAUGCUGCACACGAUUCUUUUUGGAAAGAAAGCAAAGGCACAUAAUCUGAAGAAAGAUAUUGGUCAAUUUUCAGGUUUUGUGUGGGUUGACAAUGAGGAAAAGCAACGAGCUAAAACAAAGGAGAAGCUUGACAAAUGCGUCAAAGAAAAAUUGUUGGAUUUUUGUGACCUGCUCAAUAUUCCUAUAAAUAAAUCUUCUACUAAAAAGGAAUAUCUAUCUGUGAAGCUGUUGGAAUUUUUGGAGUCACCACAAGCUACAACUGAUGUUUUGCUUGCUGAUAAAGAGCAGGACACAAAAAAGAAGAAAAAAAAGGCAACACCUGAGAGUUCAAAAGCUUCUUUUGCUAAAAACUCUGCUAAGCAGAAUACUCUAACUGGGAAAAAAUGGAAAAGGAGGGAAAAAGAGGAUGAAUAUGUUGAUGCUGAUGACAUAGAUGAUAAUGAGGAUAGUGGUCAGGAUAUUGAUUCAGACCAAGAGGAAGAGGGCGCUAUAGAAAUGAUGAUUAACGAAGGUAGUUUGACCAAGGGUAACUCUGAAGCUGAAGAUGGGAAUAAGUCUACAAAGACUAAAAGGAGUAGGUCUGAGAAAACGACCAAAAGACCUGCAAAAUCUGCCAAGAAAACCACAAGUGCACCAGAUAAAUCCUUGGCUGCUGCUGGAGCCUCUGCCUCAUGCUUCAAAGCAAAGGGAUCUUCAAGUAAGAAGAAACAGGUUGAGGAGGAAACCAAUAAAGAGAAGCCUAUUCCAGUUGAGGAUAAGUCCUCCGGCAAGAAACAAAGAAGUAAUUCCGCAGCUAAAUCUGCUAUCAAAGAUCAAGGUAAAGGAAAAUCAAAGGAAGAAGCAAAAUCAGAGCCAACAAAUGAUGAAAUACGUGCUCAGACAGAAAUUCUUCUGAAAGAAGUGGACUUUGAUACUGCAACCCUAUCAGAUAUACUUCAACGUCUUGGUACUCACUUUGGCAUGGACUUGAUGCAUAGGAAGGUAGAGUUUAAAGCCCUUAUUAUUGAAUUAAUUGAAAAUAUGGCCAAUGAGGAAGUUGACAAUGAUAAUGGUGAGGAUGCAGAGGACUCUGGAAAGGAUUAAAUAAGGAUGUUCUUGGCUUCGGCUUAUUUUACAAUUGGGUUUGAUUAAAGCGUUUUAAUUGUGAAGUUCUAUUCUUAAUACCAUAAGAGGUUGUAGACUUGUAAAUUAAAGAGUCUGCGCCAUAAAUAUUUCUGAUCUUUGUGUAUUAUAGUCAUAAAUAACUCUUUUUUACUCAAUAUUAGGAUUAGGGUGUCUCUUAACAUCCUAUUUUUGUAUUUGACAAGCACAGUUUUGUAGGAUGACUAAGUAGCUCAGUUUGAAUGGAGUUUUGCAGUUA